AAAAUAAAUAGGUAAUUUUCUGGUAAUUAAUUAUUGAAAUUUUAGUUUUGAGUUUACCAAAAUUUGAAGUGGUACUAUCUUUGAUUUACUUAUUAAAUUAUGCUAAUAUCUUAAAGUACUGUGCUGUGAGGUCAUCAAGUACUGUACUUGUGAGUCAUAGUAGACUGUCUGGUAUAUUAAUCGUGGUACGUGCAAGCUGUCUGUCUUAAAGUAGUGUGUUGUGAGCUCAUCAAGUACUUAUGCUUGCGAGUCAUAGUAGACUGUGUGGUAGAUUAAUCGAGGCAACAUGGCCGAAGCUUUCAUUGAAGUUUUGUUACAAAACCUUAGCUCUUUUAUCCAAAAGGAGCUAGGCUUGCUUUAUGGCAUCGAUGAAGAAUUAAGAAAGCUUUCAAGCUCACUAUCGACGAUCAAGGCUGUCCUUCAAGAUGCAGACCAGGAACAACUGAGCGAAAAGGCGAUAAGAAACUGGUUGCAGAAGCUAAACAGUGCUACUUAUGAAGUUGACGAUGUCUUGGAUGAAUGUGCAGUGAAAGCCAUCGGGUUGAAGGAAAGAGCGCGAAGAAUUGGAUGCAUUUCGAUGCCAUCUGGUUUUUCUUUGGAGAAUGUCUUCUUUCGUCAUCAGAUAGGGAAAAAGGUUAAAAAUGCCAUCAAGAAACUAGAUGGAAUCGCUGAGGAACGUAUUAAGUUCCAUUUUUCUGAAGUGACUUCAAAGAAACGAUUAUCCACAACAGAAGAAGUACGUGAAACUGGCUUUGUUUUAACUCCGGCAGAGGUCUAUGGAAGGGACGAUGACAGUAGGAAGAUCAUUGAAAUCUUAACGAAGCAUGUGGAUGAUACUCAAGAGCUUUUGGUUCUCCCUAUAGUUGGAAUGGGGGGUCUUGGAAAGACGACUGUUGCUCAGCUAAUUUACAAUGAUGUGUGGGUACAUGAACAUUUCGAUCUGAAAAUUUGGGUUUGUGUGUCACAUAAUUUUGACGAGAAGAGGUUGAUAAGAGCAAUCGUAGAAGCCAUAGUUGGGAAAGAUAUAAGUGUUUCUGAGUUAGCUUCUUUACAAAGUCAACUCAUAACGUUGUUAAGGGGGAAACGAUAUUUACUCAUUUUGGAUGAUGUUUGGAAUGAAGAUCAAGAGAAGUGGGAUAAACUUAAAGCCUUAUUAACAUUUGGUUCUACCGGUACUUCAGUUAUCACCACUACGCGCUUAGAAAAAGUUGCUUCAAUUAUGGGAACGGUAAAGCCAUACUGUUUAUCCUGCUUGUCGGAGUAUGACUGUUGGUUGUUGUUCAAGCAACGUGCAUUUGGCCUCGACAGAAAAGAAAGCCCGAAUCUUGUGGAUAUUGGAAAAGAGAUUGUAAGAAGAUGUUGUGGUGUGCCUUUGGCUGCUAAAGCUCUAGGAAGUCUUUUGCGCUUUAAGAGCGAUGAAAAAGAAUGGUCGUUUGUCAGAGAUAGCGAUAUAUGGAAUUUGCCACAGGACGAAAGUUCAAUCUUGCCUGCUCUAAAGUUGAGCUAUUUUCACCUUCCUCAAGAUCUGAGAUGCUGUUUUGCUUAUUGUGCGAUAUUUGAGAAAGGCUCGAAAAUUGACAAAGAAGAGCUGAUUUAUUUCUGGAUGGCCAACGGAUUUAUAUCAUCGGAGGGAAACUUGGAACCUGAGGAUAGGGGUAAUGAAGUAUGGAAUGAGUUAUACUGGAGAUCAUUGUUCCAAGAAGUGCAGCAAAAUUCCGAUGGGAGGAUGUUGUUUAAGAUACACGAUCUUGUUCUUGACAUGGCCCGAUCUAUAAUGGCUGAUGGAAUUCAUGCAACAAUACUCGAAGGAGGGGAAAAGAUAUCGGCAAGCAGAAUUCGUCAUGCAACAAUACAUGCAGAAGAUAAGUCAUUUCUUGCUUUUCCAAAAUGUACUAUGCCUUACAACCCUUCAACAAUCACAGUGUAUCGUUCUUUAAGGGUGUUGAUUUUUUGCUCCGUUCAGUUAAAGGAAUUGCCAUCUACAAUCGGAAAUCUGAUACAUUUAAGGUAUUUGGACCUUUUCAGUACAUGUAUUGACAGUCUUCCUCGGAGUAUAUGUUCUCUUCAGAACCUGCAGAUGCUGAGUGUAGAGGAUUGUUGCUCACUUCGUGUUUUACCGAAACAUCUGAGAUAUCUAAGGAAUCUUCGACAUCUUCGGCUAAAAGGUUGUCCAUUGAGUCACAUACCUCCUAAUAUAGGACAAUUGACACACCUCAAGACUUUAAACAAGUUUGUCAUAGGGAAAAGAAGAUGUUCCAAGCUUAGUGAAUUGCGAGACUUGAAUCUCCGGGGAGAAUUAGUUAUUGAACACCUUGAGAGAGUUGAAAAUCAUAUGGACGCGAAAGAAGCUCUAUGUUCAAAGCAAAACCUCCAAAGUUUAGCGUUGUACUGGAAUCGCUCCACUGAGUGUGUGUCAUCAAAGGAUGUUGAUCUGCAGGUGCUCGAAGCACUAGAACCUCAUUCCGACCUUAAGCAUUUGAAGGUAUCCGGUUGCAGAAGUACACGCUUGGCGAGUUGGAUGAAGGAUUCAGUUUUGAGAACUAUCGUCACCCUUUAUCUUCAUGAUUGUAAAUACUGCCUGCAUCUCCCUCCACUAGCUCAGCUUCCUCGUUUGAAAUCUCUUUCGCUGAGGGGACUUCAUAUUGAGUACAUUGACAGUGACGUUGAAAGCGGAGUAUCCCAAUUAAGAAAGUUCCCAUCCUUGGUAUCACUUGAGAUGUGCAACCUCCCGAAUUUAAAAGGAGUUUCAAUCAAAGAAGGAGAAGAAAAAUUUCCUAGUCUUCACGAGAUGUGGAUUGAAGACUGCCCUUUGCUGAAAUUUCCGCGCCUUUUAUCAGUCAGAAAUUUGAGAAAUAUCAAAUGCUCGAACAUGACUCUAGCCUCUAUCUCUAAUCUUUGCGGCCUCACCAGCCUAGCAAUUUCUAACAACAAGGAACUAACUUCUUUCCCUGAAGAGGUGCUAACAAACCUCACCGAUCUUGAAACAUUGUCGAUUGUGAAUUUCUCGAAGCUGGAAGUACUGCCAAACAGCCUGGAAAGCCUCACUGCGUUGAAGUCCAUGUGUAUUGCUUACUGCAACCAAGUAAAAUCUCUACCAGAGCAGCAGUUGCAAGGCCUCACCUCAGUCUGUAAAUUGUCAAUCAACCGGUGCCUAGCUUCCUUGGAGGAACUGGCAAUUCUUGGGUGUCCUGAGUUGGUUUCUUUUCCACAUGAGAUUAAACACCUGAAUUCCCUUCAUUGUGUUCAUCUUGAUGGCCUUCCAAUGUUCCACAUGAAGGAAGACACUGCUAUUCACCCUGAGGAGUUUGGUUUUUGGCAAUUGCCUGAGGCUUUGCGGCAUGCCCACAAUCUGCAAUCUCUUUCUGUGGGUAGAUUCCCACGUUUGACUUUAUUGCCUGAGUGGUUAGGAGAACUUAUGUCUCUCAAGGAACUGAACAUCGUACAGUGUGAUAAUCUUGCCUCACUGCCAGAUUGUAUAGAGAGAAUGAACCUCCAGUCUUUGAACAUCUUGGGAUGUGCCAUAUUGGAUAAGCGUUGCAAGCCGGUACAAGGAGAAGAUUGGUACAAGAUUGCACACAUUCCAAAAGUGAAAAUCAGUCAAAAUUGUGAAUUUUUUGGUAUCAACUUGUCGUCACCAGAGAGUUUCAUUGGUCUAAGGCGAUUUCACUUGUAAAAGGCAUCAUCGCUAAAUAAUAUCACCAUUCCUAAAGUGUCGCGUAAUAUUUAUGUAUAUUACAGUGCCUAAAGUUUCAGAAAUCAAAGGAUCACGACACAUUGGACUGUAAUAAGAAGAAUAUGGCUGUACCGAAAUGCAACUUCCAGGUGCGAUACAUCUAUAAGAAGAGCGAUAAUGAACUGGCGCGAACACAUUAGGUUGAUCCCAAUAUACAAAAGGCAUGACUGUAUUUGGUGGAUACAUUGGAAAAACAAGAUAUGAACAUUGGUUAUGGUAGUGAAUAUUGGACGCGGUGUUAGCCAUUUUACAGGCUUUCACGUAUCUACUGGUGCUACAGAUGACGGUAUAUAGUCGCCUGACCUCGAGACAAGGCGUAGCCCAUUAUUUCAAAUGGUGCAGGAGCUGCAGAACCUGAAGGUUCAGAAUGUAUACUUGUAGCUUUCUCUGAAGUUUUGGUCUUACAACAGAUUCAUUAGCUCCCGAUACAUUCGACGAAAAUGUAUUUUUCCUUUGCAUAAUUAGCUUCCGUUACAUUUUUUUUUUCGAUUUUGGGUCUAUCGAGAUACAAAUACAUCAAACGCAGAUACAUUUGUUCCUUGUAAAGAUACAUAAUUUGCUACCCGAUACACUUUUUUCAA
Molecule: messenger RNA, 4314 nt
Organism: Capsicum annuum
Lineage: Eukaryota; Viridiplantae; Streptophyta; Magnoliopsida; Solanales; Solanaceae
Product: putative disease resistance protein RGA4
Exons: 3
Coding region: 287-3673 (1128 amino acids)
Biological process (GO): defense response to other organism
Molecular function (GO): ADP binding
Source: RefSeq, a predicted model, not a curated record